AUGUUGAUGAUCAAACAUACCUACCGAUCGACUUCUUCAACUAUUUGUUCAUUUCGAACUUUGAAAUUCAUCCAAAACUCCAUUUUCUAUCAAUCUACUGAUGCUGCUCCAAUAAAACAUGAAAAUAAAAAACAAGAAAUUCGCCAAGAAUAUCCAUUACUUGAUACAAAAUUUAAUCAAUACCAAAUUGCUUAUCGAUAUCGAAAUACUUUUGAAUUAUUACGUGGUUAUCUUGUUUAUCAAUUAUUUUCAAUCAAUUUUCUUACUAAUAAUCAAGAGAAAAUCACUCAUUGGUGUCGUCGAAUUCUCGGUGAUCGAUUAUUUAAAGUUUUACUAAAAAUAACUGCAUUUGGUCAUUUCGUUGGCGGUGAAACUCCACAAGAGAUUAAACCUAUUAUUAAAAGAUUAAUAGAUCAUAAUGUUAGUCCUAUUCUAGAUUAUAGUGUAGAAAGCGAUGAUCACGGACAAUUAUCUUCAUCCGAUCAAAUUGAUCAUAUGCAUGAUCAUAAUACAAACAAAUUUAUUGAAUGUAUUCAAACAUCACAUGAUGUUUGUGGUCCCAAUAACUUAAUUGCUAUCAAAGUAACUGCUCUUAUUCGACCGAAUGUAUUAAAGAAAUUUAAUACAAUACUAAAAUCUAUCAAAGAUCGUUCGCUUCUACCACCAUUAUUUGAAUUGAUUAAUCAAGAACAAAAAAAUGAUAAAAUAGUUGCACUUCUUCAAGAAUCUAUUAGUGCACACAUCAUAAAAGAUCAGAACGACAUACUGCCAAGUGUUGCAUUCAUGUCUAAUGAUUUAACAGAAAUUCAUAAUCUUCUUAUACGUUUAAAUAAAAUAGCUCAAGCUUGUGUUGAGAAUAAAAUUUCUAUAAUGGUUGAUGCUGAACAAACAUAUUUCCAAAUUGCAAUUAACUAUCUUGCAACUGAAUUACAGAGAUAUUAUAAUAAAUCCAAUGUACCUGUUAUUCAUGGAACGUAUCAAUGUUAUUUAAAAGAUGCAUUGAAUUCUUUGACGCAUGAUCUUGUUGUAGCAGAAAAAUACAAUUAUAUAUUUGCUGCUAAACUUGUACGCGGUGCAUAUAUGGAACAAGAAAAUCGUUUAGCUCGUGAAAAUGCUUAUGAAAGUCCUAUAAAUCCUACUUUUGAAGCAACAUCACAGAUGUAUCAUACAUGUUUUGAUAAAGUAUUACAAAACAUUGUGAAGCGUCAGCCUAAAAACGUUAGAGUUAUGAUCGCUUCACACAAUGAAGACACUGUUCGAUAUGCAAUUCAAAAAAUGAAAGAAUAUGAUAUUCAUCAUGAUUCAUCAAUUGUAUCAUUUGCAUCACUUCAUGGAAUGAGCGAUUAUAUAGCUUUUACGUUAGCUAAUUCUGGCUAUCAAACAUAUAAAUAUUUGCCAUAUGGACCCAUUGAAGCAUUACAACCAUAUUUAUUUCGACGUGCACAGGAAAAUCGAGGCAUUUUUGAAAAAGCUGCUAAAGAUCGACGUUUACAUUUUGAAGCAUUCAAAGAUCGAAUGUUUCGUUCGAAGAAUUAA
Molecule: messenger RNA, 1536 nt
Organism: Rotaria socialis
Lineage: Eukaryota; Metazoa; Rotifera; Eurotatoria; Philodinida; Philodinidae
Source: the annotation of a GenBank genome assembly